Messenger RNA from Pongo pygmaeus (Bornean orangutan), 885 nucleotides. RefSeq names its product olfactory receptor 52A1. The transcript has a single exon. The record is from RefSeq and is a predicted model, not a curated record. NCBI's taxonomy places the organism in Eukaryota, Metazoa, Chordata, Mammalia, Primates, Hominidae. Gene Ontology annotation, biological process: G protein-coupled receptor signaling pathway. Gene Ontology annotation, molecular function: olfactory receptor activity. Bases 1 to 885 code for a protein of 294 amino acids. Gene Ontology annotation, cellular component: plasma membrane.
AUGGGAUCCACCAACAUGUCAUAUUUGAACCCAAAGACAGUGACCCUGAUUGGGAUUCCUGGACUAGAACAUGUGCAAUUUUGGAUUGGGUUUCCCUUCUUUGGCGUGUGCCUGGUGGCCCUGCUGGGCAACGUCUUUUUGCUAAUCAUUAUCUCUACAGAACACAGUCUACACAAACCCAUGUACAUCUUUCUGGCAGUAUUGGCAGCCACUGACCUAGGUCUCUGUGUAGCCAUUGCUCCUAAGAUGUUGGCCAUCUUCUGGUUUGAUUCUUGUUCCAUGGCCUUCGAUGCCUGCCUCACCCAACUCUUCUUCAUUCAUGCCUUGCAGGGUAUGGAAUCUGGCAUCCUGUUGGCGAUGGCCUUUGAUCACUAUGUGGCCAUCUGUGAUCCACUGAGACACACAUCCAUCCUCACACCUUUCUUUCUAUUUCGGGUGGUGCUGAUGGUGGCAAUCCACGCAACAAUGCUUGUUGGAAUUCUACCCAUUCUACUUAAACGGCUGCAACUUUUCCACUCUGUGGUUAUUGUCCAUUCCUACUGUGAACACAUGGCUGUAGUCAAGCUGGCUGCAGAAGAUGUGCGUAUUAACAAAUCAUUUGGGCCCUUUGUGGCUUUUGCAAUUCUAGGUUUUGACAUGAUAUUUGUCUUCAUCUCCUACAUUCUGAUUUUUCAGACUGUUUUUCGUCUUCCCCAAAAAGAGGCACAAAUCAAAGCAUUUAGCACUUGUACAGCUCAUAUUAUUGUCUUUCUGGAGUUCUAUAUCCUCACUUUUUUUUCCUUCUUCAGCCAUCGUUUUGGUCACGUAUCAGCCUAUGCCCACAUUCUCUUGUCUACCAUCUAUCUGCUUGUGCCCCUGCCCUUAACCCCAUUGUCUAUGGAAUGA